AUGCCUGACUACGUCAUCCAAGGCUGCACAAUUCAAGAUGCUGCAGACGUAGCCCGCAACAACAUGUCCUCCUUUUGGCAAGACCAGAAUUGGCGCAUUGUAUGGAAGCACUCCACACUUCCCCGCGUCAUCGAGGCGUGCACUGCCCGCUCGCCACGGAACCUUCUCAAGGACCGGGCGCUCCUCCGCCACUUCAAAGCCGUUGACCCCGAGACGGGCAAAUUCGUCGGUUAUGCCCGCUGGAAACUCCCACCCGGAUACCACACCAACGAGGACGGUACUGCCGUCUGGCCGGAGGGUCAGACACCGGAUGUCAGUUCCGAGGAAAGGGCAAAGAUCGAGGAGGUCGCGGAUGCAGCAGACUGGAACCCGGAUGACGAGGGGGACGACCUUGAUGCGCCCAUCACAAGGAGGAAGAUCGAGUACCUAGCAAAGAAGGAUUACAUAAUUCUUGACUUCUUUGCGGUACACCCCGAGAAUCAAGGCAAAGGCGUCGGAACGGCCCUCCUCGAACAUGGGAUCGCAAAGGCCAGAGAGUUGAAUAUCGACAUCUUUGUUUUGGGCAUGGUUGGCGGUUGGCGAAUUUACAAGCGGAUGGGAUUCAAGCUGAUGGAAACUGUAGUCCAGGAUGCUACAAAGUAUGGUGGUAACGAAAAUUAUGCAUUUCAAUUCUUGGAGUACGAGAUCAGGAACAAGGACAAGGACACGGAGUAG
Messenger RNA from Diaporthe amygdali, 714 nucleotides. RefSeq lists its product as uncharacterized. Gene Ontology annotation, molecular function: acyltransferase activity, transferring groups other than amino-acyl groups. Bases 1 to 714 code for a protein of 237 amino acids. The record is from RefSeq and is a predicted model, not a curated record. The transcript is spliced from 2 exons. Lineage: Eukaryota; Fungi; Ascomycota; Sordariomycetes; Diaporthales; Diaporthaceae.